This is a messenger RNA of Mesocricetus auratus (golden hamster), 1111 nucleotides long. RefSeq names its product bone gamma-carboxyglutamate protein (gene Bglap). Gene Ontology annotation, cellular component: extracellular region. Lineage: Eukaryota; Metazoa; Chordata; Mammalia; Rodentia; Cricetidae. The record is from RefSeq and is a predicted model, not a curated record. Gene Ontology annotation, biological process: response to vitamin K; bone development; osteoblast differentiation. Bases 539 to 991 code for a protein of 150 amino acids. Gene Ontology annotation, molecular function: hydroxyapatite binding; structural constituent of bone; calcium ion binding. The transcript has 4 exons.
GAACCCAGGACCACCUGCCCAGGGGUGAUACUACCCACCAUGGGCUGGACCCUCCCCCAUUGAUCACUAAUUGAGAAAUGCACUACAGCCAGGUCUUACAAAGGCAUUGUCUCAAUUGAGGCUUCCUCCUUUCAAGUUGACAUAAAACUAAGCAGCACCCACCCUUGCCCACUUGAGCUGAGCUGCCCUGCACUGGGCAAAUGAGGACAGGACUGGCCACUCCUUCCCUGGGGUUUGGCUCCUGCCCUCGUGGCAGACAUCGGAAAUCACAGGCUAUGAGACCUGAAGUGCAGUUCGUCCCAAACCUAUUUUAGACCUCUGCACCAUCUCUAGGAUACUCAGAGCCCAGUCAGUGCUCCAGCUGAGCCUGGGAUAGAGACUGGGGUGGUGGGGCUGUCCCCGGGGGAAGAGAUCUGGGGCAGUGCCAGAGUCUGGCAGCCUCUGAUUGUAGCCCGCACUCCACUCCCAGGGCCUUGCCCAGGAAGCUGCAACCCCCAACCACAGCAUCCUUUGGGUUUGACCUCCUGAGUCAGAGCACAUGACCCCCCAAUUAGUCCUGGCAGCAUCCCCCGCCCCGCCUGCUCACACCGGGGGCAUGGGCAGUGGAUAUAAAUGGUCCUGGAGGCUCAAGGGCUCAGAGCAGACAAGCCCCAUACGCUCCCCCAGCGCAGAGGUGGCAGACACCAUGAGGACCCUCUCUCUGCUCACUCUGCUGGCCCUGGCUGCAUUCUGCCUCUCUGGCCCAGCAGAUGCAAAGCCCAGUGGCUCAGAGUCUGACAGAGGUACUGCCUUCGUGUCCAAGCAGGAGGGCAGUAAGGUAGUGAGUAGGCCCCGGCGCUACCUGAACAAUGGGCUUGGAGCCCCAGCCCCCUACCCAGAUCCCCUGGAGCCCAAGAGGGAGGUGUGUGAGCUCAACCCCGAUUGUGAUGAGCUAGCAGAACAAAUCGGCCUCCAGAACGCCUACAGCCGCUACUACGGUACCACUCCUUAGGCCAUGCGUUGCCCUGGGGCCAAAUGGCAACCUCAGCUUCAGCGACUCUCCAGGACUCGACCCUCCCUAUUCCCUCUCUCUGCCCCACAGCUGCUCCAAAAUAAAGUCCAGACGAAGGAA